This is a messenger RNA of Theobroma umbraticum, 1076 nucleotides long. Its product is annotated as putative F-box protein PP2-B12. The record is from RefSeq and is a predicted model, not a curated record. NCBI's taxonomy places the organism in Eukaryota, Viridiplantae, Streptophyta, Magnoliopsida, Malvales, Malvaceae. Gene Ontology annotation, molecular function: protein binding.
ACGAACACCAAAAGGUUCUAGCUUUGUCAGAUAAUUCCAUAUUGCCUUUGAUUGACCCUUUUACUUCAGAAACCUAGACUUCCUCCCUAAGUUCUAUUACAGACCGAAUUCUUGAUUCCCGGUCGCUCACAGUUCAUUUCCAAUUAUCCAGUAGAAACAGCAGAUGGAAAGAAAAAUGCAAUUUACAUUACCUCCCACGUUGCCAGAAGGUUGCAUAGCCAACAUCCUCUCUUUUACAUCACCUCUAGACGCCUGCAGGUCAGCCCUUGUUUCCCCUACUUUCAGAUCAGCUGCUUCCUCUGACGUUGUCUGGGAGAGGUUUCUGCCUCCUGAUUAUCAGGACAUCAUUUCCAGGUCGUCCUUGAAGUUGUCUUCCUUGGAUUCUUUGUCCAAGAAGGAUCUCUUUUUCCAUCUUUGUCAUCAUCCUGUCAUCCUUAACAACGGCUCUUUGAGCUUUACAUUAGAUAAAUGGACUGGCAAAAAAUGUUAUAUGUUGGGGGCAAGGGAGCUGUCAAUUAUUUGGGGAGACACUGAUACCUAUUGGAAAUGGUUAUCUAGACCUGAGUCCAGGUUUUCUGAAGUGGCUGAGCUCAAGGUUGUUUGCUGGCUUGAUAUCAGAGGAAAAAUAGAUACCAAAACCUUAUCCACCAAAACAACCUAUGCUGCUUACUUAGUUUAUAAGUUUGCCGAGUUCAGACAUGGAUUCAAACGAAGUCCUGUAAAUGUGCAAGUCAAAUUUGAAGAAGAAGAGGGUGGUGUAACAAGUAGAGUGUUCCUAGACCCUCUCUUUGUUACACGUGAACAAUCUCAACACAGAGAAAAUGGGUGGAUGGAGAUCAAGAUGGGUGAGUUUUACAAUGAACAAGGAGAUGAUGGAACAGUGGCUUGUAGUCUAUGGGAGGUUGAUAAUUUCACAAGCAAGCAUGGCCUUAUUAUUGAAGGUAUUGAGCUGAGGCCUAAACGCAAUUUGUAAAUGCCAGUGCGUCUCUCAAUAUAGAGAGGUACUACGACAAAUACUUGUCUUUUCAAACUUGUACCAACCUCUCUCUGGCCAAAUGUUUCCUCUUUUCUCUUAA